UAUUGCUGAUCAUACAAAGAGAUCGUAUCAAUUGCACUUUAAAAUUGGCAAGUGAACAACAGACCCAGGCAAUCAUGUUUGCAUAAAAUUGAAAACGACUGAAAAUGCAUUGAUGCAAUAACGAAUAACAGGAGAACAACAGGUUUUUUAGCCUCAAAAUCAAAUAUUUAUAAAAAAACUGCUUGAAGAAUAUCUAAAUAUUUGCAACAAAUAUCAAACCAACGGCCUAAUCAAUGAGUGGUAGGUAGUAGAUCACAGAGCCUCAUUGUUGCACUGAAUCACAAAAACCGAGAAUGAUAUUAAACGUGUUUUUAGCUUUCCUUUUGAAGACCUUUGCAGUCAGUGUUGCGGUUUCAGCAAGUUUCUUUAUUUUGGAGAAUGGAGAAAAUAGUGAUGAAAGGUUUUCUGUCACAGAAGGUCUACUUGCCUGCGAUAGAGAUAAAAGCUGUGAGCAAGUACAAUAUAACAUUGACACAAAAGAUUUUAAGCUCGUCGAUAAUGUUGAUGUGGCAGCUAAGACGGCAAAAACGAAUGGAAUUAGCUGGACAAAAGUCCAAGGUGCAUAUAAAUCAUGCAAAGAUGCUUUGCCAUUGCAUAUCAACGAGAGCGAAUAUCGGAUCAAACACAUAAAUAUGUUUUCACCUGCAAUAGUUAGAUGUAAAAGAAAUGAAGGCAGAAUCACAGCUUCAUUUGAUCACAACAGUGAAGAUCGCAUUAAACUAAAUGGCUUUGAAGCUCCAGGCUCGUAUCGGCAUGAAAUAAAGUACAAAUCUAAACUAGAUGACAUCAUCGCUUUCGUUGACUCGUCAUAUGCUUGCAAACAGUUCACAAGAAUCGACUGCUAUCACAUGCAGAUAACCGACGUUGGCUACUUGAUUGACAGACGUGGGAACCAAAUGGCGUAUAUUGGAGGUGGACCGGUGAAAGGCCACGGUUGCCAAUGUGGGAUAACAAAUGAUUGCGCAAAGAGGUACGAUCUUUGCAACUGUGAUGCCAAUGAUCUAACAUGGCGUUUUGAUGAGGGUUACGUCACAGAUAAAGCGAGCCUGCCACUUACUCAAGUGAGACUCGGGGACACAGGUGAAACAAAGGAGCAAGGAGCGCAUACUAUUGGUAAACUGAUCUGUGAAGAGCAGUGAAAGCUGAAGAGUAAAAUGCACAACAUGGAAACAAAACAAAUUGGAAUUUGAUAAACGUUUGUAGUUGUGCCAUUGACUAUCGAACUUUGUUUAAAGAUUGAACAAAUUGUAAUAUGGGCCAGAACUUGUAUUUUUGGCUGACCUUAUAAAUUUUAGAAUCUCAUAAUCUGACCAUAUUUUACCUAUACGUGAUACAAUGUAAUCAAAUAUAUGGAAAUUCAUUACUCAACACAAAACAGACUUUAAU
This is a messenger RNA of Rhopilema esculentum, 1386 nucleotides long. RefSeq names its product neurexin-4-like. The record is from RefSeq and is a predicted model, not a curated record. NCBI's taxonomy places the organism in Eukaryota, Metazoa, Cnidaria, Scyphozoa, Rhizostomeae, Rhizostomatidae.